GAGAGCAGAGUAUACCGCAGACAUCAUUUCUACUACAGUGGCGGAGCCGUACAGGACCUGUUUCACUGCAGGGGGAUCCAAAACAAGCCCCGGGGAGCAGCAGCCAGAGCAAGAGCAGCCGCCAGACAUUGUUUCUCUCCCUCUGCCCCCCUUCCCCACGCAACCCCAGAUCCAUUUACACUUUACACAUCCCAGAGCAUAGUGAAAGAGUCUAUUUUGAAGUCUCAAACGUAGUGCUGUUGCAGACCAGAAACAAGAGAGAAAGAGUGGAUUUCAGCCUACGCGGAUGGUCUUGAAACACAAAUGGUUUUUGGUCUAGACAUUUUUCAUUGAGAUUCUCCACUGCCACCCUUUCUACUCAAGCAAAAUCUUCGUGAAAAGAUCCGCUACAAGGAACAGCUGAUAGCUUACGGUUCUUCAUUGUGAUGAAAGCACAUGGUACAGUUUUCCAAAGAUAUUAGACCGUUUUCUUCGUGAAAAGAAAUCGACCUGCUGUUUUCAUAGGGUAUUUCUCACCUCGCUGUGAAAGGAAGAAAGAACACGCCUGAGCCCAAGAGACCUCAGGAGCCCUCCAGCACCUGUGGGAAGUCUCCAUGGUGAAGUAUAGGCUGAGGCUACCUGUGAACAGUACGCAGUGAAUGUUCAUCCAGAGCUGCGGCUGGCGGAUCGCCCCCACGGGGAGAUGAUUCCUCAUGAAGAGCCUGGAUCCCCUACAGAAAUCAAAUGUGACUUUCCGUUUAUCAGACUAAAACCAGAGUCAGCCAGACAGUGAAACAGUCACCGUGGAGGGGGGACGGCGAAAAAUGAAAUCCAACCAAGAGCGGAGCAACGAAUGCCUGCCUCCCAAGAAGCGCGAGAUCCCCGCCACCAGCCGGUCCAGCGAGGAGAAGGCCCCCGCCCUGCCCAGCGACAACCACCGGGUGGAGGGCGCAGCAUGGCUGCCGGGCAAUCCUGGUGGCCGGGGCCACGGGGGCGGGAGGCACGGGCCGGCCGGGACCUCGGCGGAGCUUGGUUUACAACAGGGAAUAGGUUUACACAAAGCAUUGUCCACAGGGCUGGACUACUCCCCGCCCAGCGCGCCCAGGUCUGUCCCCGUGGCCACCACGCUGCCCGCCGCGUACGCCACCCCACAGCCAGGGACCCCGGUGUCUCCCGUGCAGUACGCUCACCUGCCGCACACCUUCCAGUUCAUUGGGUCCUCCCAGUACAGCGGGACCUACGCCAGCUUCAUCCCGUCACAGCUGAUCCCCCCCACCGCCAACCCCGUCACCAGUGCGGUGGCCUCGGCCGCAGGGGCCACCACUCCAUCCCAGCGCUCCCAGCUGGAGGCCUAUUCCACUCUGUUGGCCAACAUGGGCAGUCUGAGCCAGGCGCCGGGACACAAGGCUGAGCAGCAGCCGCAGCAGCCGCCACCGCCGCAGCAGCACCUCAGCAGGGCUCCGGGGCUCAUCACCCCGGGGUCCCCCCCGCCCGCCCAGCAGAGCCAGUACGUCCACAUUUCCAGUUCUCCGCAGAGCACCGGCCGCGCCGCCUCUCCUCCAGCCAUCCCCAUCCACCUCCACCCCCAUCAGACGAUGAUCCCACACACGCUCACCCUGGGGCCCCCCUCCCAGGUCGUCAUGCAAUACGCCGACUCCGGCAGCCACUUUGUCCCUCGGGAGGCCACCAAGAAAGCCGAGAGCAGCCGGCUGCAGCAGGCCAUCCAGGCCAAGGAGGUCCUGAACGGUGAGAUGGAGAAGGGCCGGCGGUAUGGGGCCCCGUCCUCGGCCGACCUGGGCCUGGGCAAGGCGGGUGGCAAGUCGGUCCCUCACCCGUACGAGUCCAGGCACGUGGUGGUCCACCCGAGCCCCUCCGACUACAGCAGUCGCGACCCCUCGGGGGUCCGGGCCUCUGUCAUGGUCCUGCCCAACAGCAGCACGCCCGCGGCCGACCUGGAGGUGCAGCAGGCCACUCAUCGCGAGGCCUCCCCCUCCACCCUCAACGACAAAAGCGGCCUGCACUUAGGGAAGCCGGGCCACCGGUCCUACGCGCUCUCACCCCACACGGUCAUUCAGACCACACACAGUGCUUCAGAGCCACUCCCGGUGGGACUGCCAGCCACAGCCUUCUACGCGGGGACUCAACCCCCUGUCAUCGGCUACCUGAGCGGCCAGCAGCAAGCGAUCCCCUACGCCGGCAGCCUGCCCCAGCACCUGGUGAUCCCCGGCACACAACCCCUGCUCAUCCCGGUUGGCAGCACUGACAUGGAAGCGUCGGGGGCAGCUCCGGCCAUCGUCACGUCGUCCCCCCAGUUUGCUGCAGUGCCUCACACGUUCGUCACCACCGCCCUUCCCAAGAGCGAGAACUUCAACCCGGAGGCCCUGGUCACCCAGGCCGCCUACCCGGCCAUGGUGCAGGCCCAGAUCCACCUGCCCGUGGUGCAGCCCGUGGCCUCCCCCGCGGCGGCCCCCCCGACGCUGCCUCCCUACUUCAUGAAAGGCUCCAUCAUCCAGUUGGCCAACGGGGAGCUGAAGAAGGUGGAAGACUUAAAAACAGAAGAUUUCAUCCAGAGCGCAGAGAUAAGCAACGACCUGAAGAUCGACUCCAGCACGGUGGAGAGGAUCGAAGACAGCCAUAGUCCGGGCGUGGCCGUGAUACAGUUCGCCGUCGGGGAGCACCGAGCCCAGGUCAGCGUUGAAGUUUUGGUAGAGUAUCCUUUUUUUGUGUUUGGACAGGGCUGGUCUUCCUGCUGUCCGGAGAGAACCAGCCAGCUCUUUGAUUUGCCGUGUUCCAAACUCUCAGUUGGGGAUGUCUGCAUCUCGCUGACCCUCAAGAACCUGAAGAACGGCUCUGUUAAAAAGGGCCAGCCCGUGGAUCCCGCCAGCGUCCUGCUGAAGCACUCAAAGGCCGACGGCCUGGCGGGCAGCAGACACAGGUACGCCGAGCAGGAAAACGGAAUCCACCAGGGGAGUGCCCAGAUGCUGUCUGAGAACGGCGAACUGAAGUUUCCAGAGAAAAUGGGAUUGCCCGCAGCGCCCUUCCUCACCAAAAUAGAACCCAGCAAGCCUCCGGCCACGAGGAAGAGGAGGUGGUCGGCGCCGGAGAGCCGCAAACUGGAGAAGUCAGAAGACGAACCACCUUUGACUCUUCCUAAGCCUUCUCUAAUUCCUCAGGAGGUUAAGAUUUGCAUUGAAGGCCGGUCUAAUGUAGGCAAGUAGAGGCAGCGUGGGGAAAGGAAACGUGGCUCUCCCUUAUCAUUUGUAUCCAGAUUACUGUACUGUAGGCUAAAUAACACAGUAUUUACAUGUUA
This is a messenger RNA of Saimiri boliviensis boliviensis (Bolivian squirrel monkey), 3289 nucleotides long. The record is from RefSeq and is a predicted model, not a curated record. NCBI's taxonomy places the organism in Eukaryota, Metazoa, Chordata, Mammalia, Primates, Cebidae.